GCCCGUUCCUCGUUGCCGAAGAACCAGUACAGCAAGCGGGAAAGCGGGAAAUAAAUAGGUGGAUGGGACACUUCUUUGGCGAUUCCAGCUUUCUUCCGUUCGCAGGAAAAGGACCUUCAUUAGCCCUUCUCUUGUUUCGGGUGCAAAAGAUUACACAAGAUAAUGAAGCUGCUGCAGCAGUAGGAACAAGAAGAUGCCGUGGCCACCAAAGUUCCUUCAGCUGCUGCUUCUGCUGGAACUGGGCCAGAGAAGUAGAGGCACAGAAGUGUGCCCUUCAUCCUUGUGUGAUUGUUCUGACUGGGGACACCAUAAAAUAACCUGUAUGGAGAUCAGUUUCAUCCCUACACUCCCACAGAGCACACAGACAUUGAGGUUUAUGGAUACAUAUCUGAAAAGAAUUCCUAGUGAAGCAUUCUCCACAUUACCCAACAUCUCCAGGAUCUAUAUCAGCAUAGAUAUAGUGCUGCAGGUAUUGGAGGCUUAUUCUUUCAACAAUUUAAACAAAGUCACUCACAUAGACAUUCGAAAUGCUAAAAAUCUGAGAUACAUAGAUAAUCAAGCCUUUAUGAACCUCCCAAUGCUGAAAUAUCUUGUGAUCUUGAAUACUGGACUUGGUGUUUUUCCUGAUCUCACCAAAAUUAACUCAGUAAAUAUGAACUUUUUGCUUGAAAUUGCUGAUAAUCCAUACCUGAAUUCACUGCCUUCAAAUGCAUUCCAGGGAUUAUGUAAUGAUUCCCUUAUACUGAAACUCUACAAUAAUGGUUUCACGGUGGUAGAAACCCAUGCAUUUAAUGGAACUAAGUUAGAUUCUGUAUACCUGCAUAAGAACAAAUAUCUAAGAGUUAUUGAUGAAGAUGCAUUUUUGGGUGUUCAAAGUGGUCCAAGCCUACUUGAUGUCUCCCAGACAUGUAUCACUUCACUGCCAGAAAGAGGAUUAGAAAACUUGAAAGAACUGAUGGCUCAAAAUACCUGGACUCUAAAGAAAUUCCCCCCAGUAAAAACUUUUCCUUAUCUAACUUACGCUGCUCUGUCAUACCCAAGCCACUGUUGUGCUUUCAAGAAUUGGAAGAAAGCUAAGGGAAUCUUGGAGUUCUUGCUGUGUAAUCAAACUAACAAUCUCAGCAUUCGCAAGAGAAGAUCUUCCAGUACCUUCAGGGCUCCUUUUUAUCAAGAUUAUGCAGAAGAUUAUUCAGAUCACACUGAUGCUGUUCAUGAUGAGUAUUCCAAAUUUAGAGACCUUCAUGGAAAUUCCCGUUAUUAUGUCUUCUUUGAAGAACAUAACAAUAGAGAAGAUGGAUUUGGUCAAGAACUCAAGAACCCCCAAGAGAAUAUUGUGACUUUUGACAAUCAUUAUGAUUAUAUUAUCUGUACAGGUAACGAUGAUAUUAGUUGCAGCCCAGGGCCUGAUGAGUUCAACCCCUGCGAAGAUGUAAUGGGGUACAGAUUUUUAAGGAUAGUAGUAUGGUUUGUAAACUUGCUGGCCAUUGUGGGCAAUAUUUUUGUUCUAUUUAUCUUACUCACUAGCCAUUACAAGAUGACUGUUCCACGGUUCUUGAUGUGUAACUUGGCCUUUGCUGAUCUUUGUAUGGGAUUGUAUCUUCUCUUAAUUGCUUCAGUGGAUCUUUAUACUAGAUCAGAGUAUUAUAACUAUGCCAUUGAUUGGCAAACUGGGCCCGGUUGUAGCACAGCUGGCUUUUUUACUGUCUUUGCUAGUGAGUUAUCAAUCUUUACUUUGACUACAAUCACCCUGGAACGGUGGUAUGCUAUUACAUUUGCCAUGCGCUUAGAUAAAAAAAUCCGCCUUUGGCAUGCAUCUUUUAUUAUGUUGGCUGGUUGGUUGAUAUGUUUCCUUCUUGCCCUUUUACCUUUGAUUGGAGUCAGUAGUUAUGCAAAAGUUAGCAUCUGCCUUCCCAUGGACACUGAAACACCUGUAGAUCAAGCUUACAUUAUCAUUAUUUUGCUGUUGAACAUUGUUGCUUUCAUCAUCAUUUGUGCUUGCUAUAUUAAAAUUUAUAUUACAGUAAGGAAUCCCCAAUACAAGUCAGGGGACAAAGACACAAUCAUUGCAAAAAGGAUGGCUGUGCUAAUUUUUACUGAUUUUUUAUGUAUGGCACCGAUCUCAUUCUAUGCCUUAUCUGCUGUUAUGAACAGACCCCUAAUAACAGUCAGCAACUCAAAAAUUCUGCUGGUCUUGUUCUAUCCACUCAAUUCUUGUGCCAACCCAUUCCUUUAUGCUAUCUUUACCAAAGCAUUCCGAAGAGAUGUCUUCAUCUUGCUUAGCAAAUUUGGGUUAUGUGAACAUCAGGCUCAACUCUACAGGGGCCAAACAGUCUCACCCAAGGACAGCAGUGGUUCUGGCCAUCAUAAGGGCAACCAUGGAGUUGUCCAUAACCUUUCUAGCCAUCAAAGGCACCCUCAUGGGGUACUUGGAGGAUACCACUCUGCAAUGAUGUUACAUAUUCAAGAAUCCAUGGAAAAUAGUAAGCUGACUAUAUUGUAGCACAUCACUACUUAAAAUAAUAUUUUGAUAUUGGAAAUCCUUGUUCUAUUAUAAAGGGCAUGGUUUCUUUUGAUAGGAAUUUUUAAGACACAUUCUGCUUACCUGUGAGCCAUCUAUAUAAAACUGUAAGUUUAAUAAUAUUAGACAAGUUGUAGUAGAUCAGACCAAGCACUUUUCGAGUUCAAUUGUCUGUUUGCAUAAUGCCAUGCAUUUAUUACAGAAAAUCCACAAGGAGGAGGAGGACAAUAAUAUAUCCCUCAGGAAACACUCUGUUCCCCAGAGUAAUUGUAGAAGGAAGAAAAAUAUCCUAAAUUUUACUCCACUCAACAAUGGAGUAGAGAUCAUAUGGAUUCUUACUUGAGCUCUUUUAAAAUGACAAAAUACAUCAAUUUUACUCACAACAGGCUUAGAAAGUUCAAGCUAAAUCAAACAGUAUGCCUAACUAUGAAACAUCUAUUUGUUCUAAAUAUUUUUUUUUUUAAAAAAUGCUUAACUGACCUUGUGUUAAUAUUUCUGCUUAACAAGGGUACAUUGAACAAUCUGAUAAAAUUAUAUGGAUAAUUUUUAGAAAGUUCUACUUCAUUUUAAUUGUAAACAUAAUUAUUUUCCUUUUUGGUAAAAUGGUAAAUAUGU
Messenger RNA from Pantherophis guttatus, 3133 nucleotides. RefSeq names its product thyroid stimulating hormone receptor (gene TSHR). The record is from RefSeq and is a predicted model, not a curated record. Gene Ontology annotation, molecular function: thyroid-stimulating hormone receptor activity; G protein-coupled peptide receptor activity. NCBI's taxonomy places the organism in Eukaryota, Metazoa, Chordata, Lepidosauria, Squamata, Colubridae. Gene Ontology annotation, cellular component: plasma membrane. Gene Ontology annotation, biological process: activation of adenylate cyclase activity; hormone-mediated signaling pathway; adenylate cyclase-activating G protein-coupled receptor signaling pathway.